GAGAAACCCAGCUCAGAGAGGUGCGAUGCUCAGUUCCGCACCAUCCCUAUCAAUGCGACAAGGAAGAGACGCGGCUUCAAAAGUAAUGCGAUAUCAAGAGCAAAGUACUCGAUCUACACGUUCCUACCAAAGUUCCUAUACGAGCAGUUCCGGCGAUACGCGAACGUGUUCUUCCUGUUCGUCGCUCUGAUGCAACAAAUCCCUGGCGUCUCUCCCACGGGUCGAUUCGCAACAGCUGUGCCCCUCGUCAUCAUCUUGAUCGUUUCUGCAAUCAGGGAGAUUUUCGAAGAUUUCAAGCGACAUUUAGAAGAUCGUGGAGUCAAUCGGAGCGAGGUCAAAGCUCUGAGACGCGCAACCAAGGAUGGGCCAGCAGUAUGGGUUGACAUCAUGUGGAUGAAGGUCGCCGUCGGAGACUUUCUGAAAAUCACCUCAGGGAAUACUUUCCCCGCAGACAUGAUCUUGCUAUCAUCGAGCGAACCCGACCGCAUGUGCUAUGUGGAAACAGCGAAUCUCGACGGUGAAACCAACCUGAAAGUCCGGCAGGCACCGAAAGAUCUCCCGAUCUGGAUGGACACUCGAGACCUCGGAGAAGUCAGCGGAGUCGUUAAUUGCGAAAAGCCCAAUCGACAUCUAUAUGAAUUCAGUGGAAAUUUCCAAUUGGACGACGAAUUCACCGAGAGAGCGGUACCUGUCGAUAAUGAUGCCAUCCUCUUGCGGGGAGCCACGCUCAAGAAUACGAGCUGGGUUUUUGGUUUCGUGAUCUACACUGGACACGAGUCAAAACUGAUGAUGAACUCGAUGGCACCGCCGUUGAAACGAUCGACGGUGGAUAAAUUGACAAAUGAGCAGAUUAUCAUGAUGUUCAUUAUUCUCAUCACUAUAUCUCUGAUAUCGGCGAUCGCAGCUGAAAUUUGGAUCAGGGGAAAUGAGUUCCUCUCUUUCAUACCGUGGAGGGACGGGACGCCAGUGAACUUCGGUUUCAACUUUCUGACAUUCACCAUUCUAUACAACAAUCUCAUUCCAAUAUCGUUACAAGUCACGUUAGAAGGUGUGCGUUACCUUCAAGCUGGCUACAUAAAUCAAGAUAUCGAGAUGUAUCAUGAAGCAACCGACACUCCGGCAAAAGCGAGGACCUCCAACCUCAACGAGGAACUCGGAGCGGUCAGAUACGUCUUCUCGGACAAAACCGGUACUCUGACCUGCAACGUUAUGAAGUUCAAGCGUUGCUCCAUCGGUGGUCAGAUUUUCGGAGACAUUGAAACCGGCAUGGAUCCGAAGGAGAUAGAAUCGAUUCUCCAGAGAAAGGACCAGCUCUCCGAACAGGUCAGAAGCUUCUUCACCAUAAUGGCACUAUGUCACACGGUGGUGGUCCCGGAGACCGACUCGAGCACAGGCGAACUCGCAUACCAAGCGUCGUCUCCGGAUGAGGCUGCACUGGUGAAGGGUGCGGCGGAAGUGGGUUUCGUCUUCACCACUCGGAAGCCCGCUGAGUGCACGGUGGAAAUUCUCGGCGAAAAGAGCACGUACGAAAUUUUGAACGUAAUAGAUUUCACAUCGAGCAGGAAACGAAUGAGCAUAGUUGUUCGCACGCCCGAGGGUCGCAUCAUCCUGAUGUGCAAAGGAGCCGAGACAAUGAUCUUCGAGCGAUUAUCGGAUCGCAAUGACUCAUCGUUGACUGACGCCGUAUUGUCCGAUCUCGGAAUGUUUGCGACGCAAGGACUGCGCACCCUAUGUUUCGCCGCGACGGAAGUCGACAGCGAAGCAUACGAAACGUGGAGGCACGAAUACAACAAGGCAAGCGCAGCCAUCUUAAACCGGGAAGAAAAGGUCGCCGUCAUAGCCGACCGCAUCGAGCAAAACCUGAUUCUGUUCGGCGCGUCGGCCAUCGAGGACCGUUUACAGGACGGCGUUCCUGAAACUAUAGCCGAUCUUCUCCGCGCUCACAUUAAAGUCUGGGUCCUGACUGGAGACAAGCAGGAGACCGCGAUCAACAUUGGAUACUCCAUGCGACUGUUGACGAACGAUAUCGAUUUGGUGCUCAUCAAUGAGGACACCUUAGAAGCCACUCGGGAGGAAAUUCGCAAUUGUUUGACGGAACGGAGAGAUCCGCUGCGUCACGGACACCCCAUCGGCGUGGUGAUCGAUGGGAAAACGCUUACCCAUGCAUUGCAUGAGGACGUGCUCGCGGAUUUCGUGGAACUCUCCCUGGCUGUCAAGUGCCUCAUCUGCUGUCGCGUAUCGCCCAUACAGAAGGCCGAAAUCGUAAACAUGGUCCGACGGGAAACGGAUGCUAUAACGCUGGCGAUUGGGGAUGGAGCGAACGAUGUGGCCAUGAUACAAGCAGCUCAUGUCGGCGUUGGUAUUUCUGGCAUCGAAGGUCUCCAAGCAGCCUGCUCGUCAGACUAUUCGAUUGCCCAGUUCCGUUUCCUGCGCCGACUUCUUUUCGUGCACGGUGCCUGGAAUAAUGCCCGACUCUGCAAAUUGAUACUGUUCUCGUUCCACAAGAACGUUUGCCUGUACCUAAUCGAGAUGUGGUUCGCCCUCUACUCGGGAUGGUCUGGUCAGACGCUGUUCGAGAGAUGGACGAUCGCUAUGUACAACGUUCUUUUCACGGCACUGCCUCCACUGGCGAUCGGAUUAUUCGACAGAACGUGUAGUGCCGUAUCAAUGAUGGACUUUCCAGAGUUAUAUCGCCGGGAGCAGCAUGAAAUUGACUUCAAUAAGAAAACCUUCUGGGUUUGGAUCGGGAAUUCCGUUUAUCAUUCAUUGGUGCUGUAUUUCCUCUCCAUGUUCAUGAUGACGCAAGACGUUGCUUGGGACAACGGCAAGGAUGGAGGCUAUCUGAUGUUGGGGAACAUGUGCUACACCUAUGUCGUAAUCACAGUUUGUUUCAAAGCUGGUCUUGAAAUCAAUACGUGGUCAUGGCCAGUUUAUGCAGCGAUAUGGGGAUCGAUUGGUCUAUGGUUUUUGGUCCUCCGCAUUUAUUCGAACCUUUGGCCUUGGUCUCCCAUCGGAGCAGAAAUGGCUGGAAUGGAUGUGAUGGUAUGCUCCUCCACAUUGUUUUGGUUCGGCUGUCCUUUCGUUCCCGCCGCAGCAUUGUUGCUGGAUCUGAGCCUCAUAGUGAUCCGUCGGACGACCUGUAAGACUCUGGCGAUGGCGAUUCGAGAAAUCGAAAUUCGCGGCCCCGACCCCGUUCCGGACAGUGCCGUUUUCAAAUGGUAA
Molecule: messenger RNA, 3222 nt
Organism: Galendromus occidentalis (western predatory mite)
Lineage: Eukaryota; Metazoa; Arthropoda; Arachnida; Mesostigmata; Phytoseiidae
Product: phospholipid-transporting ATPase IA-like
Exons: 8
Coding region: 190-3222 (1010 amino acids)
Biological process (GO): phospholipid translocation
Cellular component (GO): trans-Golgi network; plasma membrane
Molecular function (GO): ATPase-coupled intramembrane lipid carrier activity; ATP binding; magnesium ion binding
Source: RefSeq, a predicted model, not a curated record